GCGUGAGAAGGGGGUGCUUGUGUUGAUGGUGAUGUAAGGCGUAUUGCGACCAAAACAACACCAAUCUGCAAAGCAGAUUGAGGCGGGGAGCUUGCUCUGUGUUUCUAAAUUUACCAAUUAUUUAAUUUUCCACCUGUAUUUUUAAGAACGUCACAGCUGCAUGAAAUAUGUCUGCAAAUUCAAGCGACACCGAGUCAUCUUGUGGAUGGACCAUCAUAAGCAAUGAGGGCUCUGAUAUUGAAACACUUGGUCCUGAAAAUGGUGGAACUGACAGUAUUCCUGAUCCCACAGAGGUGCCCAUGAUUCUGGAAGAUGACCAGCUAAGUCAUGCAUUGGAACAAGGAGCAGAUUGCAUUGAAGAGUCUACUCUUGAAGCCACCCAAACAGAAGAGACUUUAGAAGACCGGCCUGAGGUAGCUGAAGAGAAGGCACUAGAUGAGCAGGUUGUGCUCGGGUCUUCAAGUGACCAUUCUGACAUUGUGACACUCGAGCCUCCGCAGGUGGAGGAGCUUGGUGUCUGGGAGGAAAGGGAGAGUGCUGUGCAGGAGCCCGAGAGCAACGAAGACCUCGGCUCCUCCUCCAGCAGUCAGUACACGUUCAGUGCUCCUGAACCUCUCCUUCCUUCUGAGUCCAAGGCAUUUGAUUCUAGCAGUGAUGAGGCAAGUGAACACUCCAGUCCUGCUGUGCGAAAACGGCGCCUGAGAAAAACAACCGCUUCAACUUCUGAGGCUGAGGAGGUUCCAGCUGUGAAGCGGCCGGGAGAGCCGGAGCAGCAGGCACCCCGGAGACAGGGCCAAGUCAGCGGCACCCUCAACAAGUGCGUCUUACUGGCACUGGUUAUUGCCAUCAGCAUGGGAUUGGGGCAUUUCUAUGGUGUAUUUGAAGGUACAGUGCAGAUUCAAGAAAGGAACAAGGUAGUUGAGAAAAUCCGUGAACAUGAAUUGAAUGAUGUGAAGGAUGAUCUUUAUCAGUGCCAGAAAGAGCAGGAUGUCAUUGCAGAAAGCAAGUUCCAGAAUGAAGAUCUUACAGAAGAAUUAAAACAAACCAUGGAAGAAAGGAGUUCCAUUGACUCUCAGCAGAAAACCCUUUUCUUGGAGAACCAGAAUUUGAAAAAAUCAUUGCAACGGGAAGAAGAGUCUCUGGCCUCAUUGCAAGAAGAACUGAGAAACCUCCGGGCGCAGAUGAGGAGUUUAGAGGAGAAGGGGGCUGGCACUGAGUCCAUCAUUACAGAGAAUCAGAAACUCAAGGAUCACCUGGAGGAAGAGACGCAGCGGAUCCGCAGCUUCCUGAGCCAAAAGGAAACCCUGAUGGCAGAAGCUCAGAUGCUCAGGAGAGAGCUGGACAAAGAACGAAGAGUGACCGACAAGCUUAAAGAGCACUUAGACCAACUGAGCCAGACUUCAGAAGAUACAGGUCAAACUGACCCAGAAACAGAGGAGAUGCAGACAAGGUUGGCAGAGUUGGAAAAGAAACUGAAUUUUGAGCAGCAGCGCUCUGAUCUGUGGGAAAGGCUGUAUGUCGAAACCAGGGAAGAAAAAGGUAAAGAGGAAACGCCUAAAUCAAAGAAAUCCAAGGAUGGUGUGUUUGCUUCGGUUAAGGACAAGUUUGAUGCCGUGAAAAACUCCACAAAGGAGUUUGUGCAUCACCAUAAAGAGCAGAUAAAAAAAGCAAAAGAAGCUGUUAAAGAGAAUUUGAAAAAAUUCUCUGAUUCGGUGAAGUCCACGUUCAGGCACUUCAAGGACUCAGCCACACGCAUGUUUAACAAAAACCGUGAGAGGAAGAUGCACGAAAGGAGAUAUCAGGAAAGAAAAGAUGCAAAGUCUGACCAGCAUGACCAGCAGAAGCGCACAGAUGAUCCUAGAGACCACGAUGCUGCCAAAAUCAAAGCAUCCUGGCAGUUCAAACAACAAAGACAAAUUCAUACACAUCCAAGAACAUCCACAACACAAAACUAUCAGGCGAACGAUGAAGAACAACAAUUUUCACACUAUAGGAGUACAAAGGGAUGCUCCAGUGUAUUUGAUUGUGCAAACCAGGAGUCCAUGAGUUUAUUCAACAAAGCUCUGAAUCCCAUUAAAGCAGAGGAAUUCAAUCAACUAAUGCAGAGCUACUUGAAGCAGGAGGUAGACCAUUUCCACCACUGGAGAGAGUUACAAAAUUUUAUGAAUAGGUUCUUCCACAAUGGCGUCUUUAUACAUGACCAGAUGCUAUUCACUGACUUUGUCAGUGGUGUUGAGGAUUAUCUAGAGGACAUGGAAGAGUACCAAGAAGGUAAUGAUGAAGUUUUUGACGAUCUGGAUGAAUAUGUAUACAAACACUUCUUUGGAGAUACCUAUUCAAAGCAGUAUGGCCCAAGUAAACCCUUUGAAGGGCCAUGUUUCAUAAAUGCAGAAUACAGACCUCCCAAACAUGACCAGCAGCCUCCUUCUCGCCAGCAGAAAGGAAGGAAAUGGAACAAGCCAGGGCGUACCACUGGAAGACAUGUAGCUAAUGUCAAAAUAGAGCUGGGUCCACUGCCUUUCGAUCCAAAGUACUGAAAAGCAAUGGUUAUAGUAAAUGGUGUAUAAAUACAUUUUGAGUAAUUUUUAUUUAAGUUGUAAUUAAAAAUAUUAAAAAUGAAAUGGAUGUCAUGCAUUUUGUCAGCAAAUAAUAGUUCUUGUGAUUUUGGACGACAAUAUUUAAUUCUGAAAGCAGCAAAAAAAGAAAAAGCGCAGAAAAUGUUGAUUUUAAAACUAUUACCAUUACGUGAUUCUUGCUUUCCUGUGUUGUGCAGUAUGCAUUGCUAAAUGUAGUUGGCAAUAGAAUAAAGGCUUUGAAUUACAGAUUUGUUUCCCCUUGGUAAGCAGUUGCGUGCAUGAUAACAUGCAUUUUCUAAACUAAGUUUCUAUACUGGUGUAAUUGAUCUGUUUGUAUUAGAAUGUAACGUGUUCAUCUGCUUUGUGUGUGUGUGUGUGUGUGGGGGGGGAUUUAUUUGAUCUAGUUUUUUGGGGAGAAAUUAUAGUUAGCUUGGUGCUGCUAGGUUUUGUUCGAGUAUCAAAAAAUACAGCACAAGCCUCUUUUGUAGGUUUACUAGCGCUUAUCAGUUGUUUUGGUUAAUGUGAUCAAAUUAGAAGCCUCCCUUUUACUAUGUAAAAUAAUGUUGGUAGUAGCAUAUUUUCACUUGAAUAGGAACAUAAGAAAAGUUGGGGAAUGAGAAACGGUUGUUCAGCCCGUCAAAUCUCUCUCUUGCUACCACAGAUGGCUCCCAAGCUUGUAUGGAAUUGUUUCUUUAAUAAUCCCAGUGUUUUAGCUGUUGCACUUUCUUCUGAUAAACUAUUCCACUCGUCCGUUUUAUUCUCUGUGUAAAAAGUGCAUCCUACAUGUACAAAGUUCUUUUUACUCAACUUCCAUGAUUGGCAUUGAGUAUCUCUCUCUUUCUCUCUUGAAUGUGUCUGUUUAAUAUAACCUGCCUAAUUCAAAUAUAAUCUGAAAUGCUAUGUUAAAUAGACUACUCUGCUCAUGUGUAGCUGGUUCCACAGAAUCUGAUUUGGCAGUAACUUGAGACUGUGUAACGUAACAGUAGGUAGUCCAAGCCUAGUGUAAUCACCGUCUGUGAAACCAGCCAAAAUUUGCUUAUCAAAAUCUUUGCAGUCUCCCAUGAGAACAAAUCUUAAGUGGCUUGCACUAUAAUUAUGUUAAACUUGUGAAACUUUGGAUUCAUGCUUUGGCACUGAGUGUACUUUGCUGCUGUAUGUUAAAAUGAAUGAUGUUGCAUAUUGAACUGUAAUGAAAGCUAGUUUGUCAAGUGAUUUUCUCUUUAAUUAGCAUUAACAUGGAUUUUAUAAAUGUAACAUUCCAACAGUAUUUACACAAUUUACUCAUUCAUGACCUUUUACCAUGUAUGCUUAUGAAAAUGUGUGCUGCGAUACCUAAUAAAAAUUGAAGUGAA
This is a messenger RNA of Polyodon spathula (Mississippi paddlefish), 3928 nucleotides long. RefSeq names its product cell cycle progression 1 (gene ccpg1). Lineage: Eukaryota; Metazoa; Chordata; Actinopteri; Acipenseriformes; Polyodontidae. The transcript is spliced from 10 exons. The record is from RefSeq and is a predicted model, not a curated record. The coding region runs from base 168 to 2537 and encodes 789 amino acids. Gene Ontology annotation, cellular component: membrane.